AUGCUAAGAAGACUCAGCUCACCUGUUUUAUCAUCAAUAAUUCGUACCACAAAGCACAUUAUCUUUUCAGAAAGAACAUAUACUGCAGCAUUAUCGUCAUACAGAUCCCCACAUAUUAAUAAUACUAGAAUGUCAUCAAGUAUUGUUUCCCAAUUGAAAAAAUUGUCUAUUGAGGAACCAACUAAGGUUGCCGAAUCUCAUCCUGAUGUUAACGUCGUUGAUUUGAUGAGAAACUACAUCACCCAGGAAUUGGCCAAGAUUUCUGAUGUGCCAGCAGAACAAAUCUAUCCAGCUUUGGAAUGGACCAACACUUUAGAAAGAGGUGAUCUUUUGAUUCCAGUGCCAAGGUUGGUCAGAAAGAAGGGUAUCAACCCAAAGGAAAUUGCUGAAGAAUGGGCUACUAAGUUCCCAUGUGGUGAUUAUUUGGAAAAAGUUGAGGCUAACGGUCCAUUUGUGCAAUUCUUCUUCAAGCCAGAAUUCUUAUUCAAGAUUGUUCUACCAGAUAUCUUGACCAGAAAGGAAAAGUAUGGUUCCUCUCCACUCGGUGGUAACAAGAAGAUUCUUAUUGAAUUCUCUUCUCCAAACAUUGCCAAGCCAUUCCAUGCUGGUCAUUUGAGAUCCACCAUUAUCGGUGGUUUCUUGUCUAACUUGUACGAACAACUUGGUUGGGAUGUCACUAGAAUAAAUUACUUGGGUGAUUGGGGUAAACAAUUUGGUGUCUUGGCCGUUGGUUUCGAAAGAUAUGGUGAUGAAGAAGCCUUGAGAAACGAUCCAAUUAACCAUUUGUUCGAAGUGUACGUCCGUAUCAACAAGGAUAUCGAAAAUGAGGGUGACACCUUAUCAGAAGAAGAAUCCACUGAUGGUAAGGCCCGUAGUUAUUUCAAGAAGAUGGAAGAUGGUGAUCCAGAAGCUUUGAAGAUAUGGAAAAGAUUCCGUGAGUUAUCCAUUGAAAAAUACAUCAAAACCUAUGCUCGUUUGAACAUCAAGUACGAUGUGUACUCUGGUGAAUCUCAAGUUUCCAAAGAACAAAUGGACAAGGCAAUGAGGAUGUUUGAGGAUAAGAAUUUGACCCAUGAGGAUAGAGGUGCAACUUUGAUCGAUUUGACCAAAUUUAACAAAAAGUUGGGUAAGACCAUCGUCCAAAAAUCUGAUGGUACCACACUAUAUUUAACCCGUGACGUUGGUGCUGCUAUGGAUCGUUACGAGAAAUAUCACUUUGACCAGAUGAUCUACGUGAUUGCCUGUCAACAAGAUUUGCAUGUAGCUCAAUUCUUCGAAAUUCUAAAGCAAUUGGGUUUCGAAUGGGCCAACAGACUACAACACGUUAACUUCGGUAUGGUCCAAGGUAUGUCUACUAGAAAGGGUACCGUUGUAUUCUUAGACAACAUCUUGGAAGAAACCAAGGAAAAGAUGCAUGAAGUGAUGAGAAAGAACGAAACUAAGUAUGCUCAAAUUGAAAACCCAGACGAAGUCGCCGAUUUGGUUGGUAUCUCUGCUGUCAUGAUCCAAGAUAUGCAAGCCAAGCGUAUCAACAACUACGAAUUCAAAUGGGAAAGAAUGACCUCUUUCGAAGGUGACACUGGUCCAUACUUGCAAUACGCUCACUCCAGAUUGAGAUCGGUGGAAAGAAACGCUUCCGACAUUACCCCAGACCAAUGGGUCUCUGCAGACUUCUCUCUACUCCACGAACCAGCUGCCGUGAUCUUGGUCCGUUUAUUAGCACAAUACCCAGACGUAUUGAGAAACGCUAUCAAGACUCACGAACCAUCUACUGUCGUCACAUACUUGUUCAAGCUAACCCAUCAAGUGUCUUCCUGUUAUGACGUCUUAUGGGUCGCUGGUCAAACUCCAGAACUAGCUGCCGCCCGUUUAGCUCUAUACGGCGCUGCUAGACAAGUCCUAAAUAACGGUAUGCGUCUAUUGGGUCUAACCCCUGUUGAUAGAAUGUGA
Kluyveromyces lactis is the source of this 1950-nucleotide messenger RNA. Its product is annotated as arginine--tRNA ligase. The record is from RefSeq and is a predicted model, not a curated record. Gene Ontology annotation, biological process: mitochondrial translation; arginyl-tRNA aminoacylation. Gene Ontology annotation, molecular function: arginine-tRNA ligase activity; ATP binding. Bases 1 to 1950 code for a protein of 649 amino acids. NCBI's taxonomy places the organism in Eukaryota, Fungi, Ascomycota, Saccharomycetes, Saccharomycetales, Saccharomycetaceae. Gene Ontology annotation, cellular component: mitochondrion; cytoplasm. The transcript has a single exon.